GUUUCGCCACGCUCUUGUCAUCGACCACCACCGUCUCGCGGUCCAGUCGGCUACCUUUGCUCUCUGCGCCGAGCUAGUGACCGCCGGAGUGCUGCUGCACGCUAUCAUUCCCCACACGACCUCAGUUUCUUUCACGAAUCACGCAUAUACCCUACUAGAACCUCCCGCAAGUCUUCAUAAUGGCGCCAAAGAAACCCAUCAACAUCUUUCAUCCCAAGAAAAAGCCCAUCCAGCGGCCUAAGGAGAUAGGCCCGGAUGGCAAGCUUGUCGACAAAUUCGUCCCCAUCCUACCCUCCUCGAAGGCCAAGCCAGAAGAGGACGAGAUCACACUUCCGCCAGACGACCACCCGUAUCAGGACUUCAAACUCAUGUCCUCUGCGCUCAAUGGCUGGAAAUACGACAUCAUGAAGCUCGACUCGCGCACGCCGAUCGAGCUGACGUCGUGGGCACCGCCGAUCAAGCUCAACCGUAAAGAGCUGCGCCGGGAGGACGACGGGUCGGGGUCUAACGCGCCUGUCGCGGUCGACUUCAUGCGCGGGCCAGAUGGCAAGCCCGUCUUCGGGCCUGAUGGGCGCAAGGUCAUGGUCGACGCGGAGGGCCGCCCGAUCCGGGACGGCGACGGCGCGCCUGCGAAGGGCAAGGGCGCUGCGAAUGGCGGGCGGAAGAAGUUCCAGAAGAAGACGAAGCAGGUGUUCAAGGUGCCCGAGGAGGUGCGCGCGCUGCGCAGGGAGGAGCGCUACCCGUGGACGCUCGAGGACUCGACCGGGGGCGAGGUGUGGGUGGGCCAGCUGGAGGACAUGAACCGCGCAGAGCAGAUCGGCGCGUUCAUGCCCGCUGCGAACAACACCUUCCAGUUCGUGCCGGUGCACCGGUGGUACAAGUUCUCGAAGCGGCUGAAGCACUCGUUCCCCACGGACACGGCGAUGGUCGAGGCGGAGGUGCGUGCUGUGCUUGUGUGGCGGAGUGCGGGGGCUGACACUCCUUGGCGUUGCAGUACCAGAAGCAGCAGAAGCGCGACCCUGCUGCCUGGUUACAGAAGGUGACGGGUCAUGCACCAUCAGCCGCGACCCAGGAGCUCUUCAAUGCGCAGAGGGAGGGGCGGUAUGUUGGCGUUGCGGAGUACGGCGAGAGUAGAGGGCCCGGUGGUCGGCGACUCCAGACGGUCAGCCGAACUACCGACUUGUUUGGGGACGGCGACGACGAUGAGGACGCCGCUGCAGCUCGCCGGCGGAGGGAGGCGGAGCUAGGCGCCGAUGCAGACAUGGACGAAAUGCUAUACGAGGAUGAUGUCGCCGACGAUGACGGACAAGCAGCC
Messenger RNA from Schizophyllum commune H4-8, 1315 nucleotides. RefSeq names its product Rap30/74 interaction domain-containing protein. Gene Ontology annotation, cellular component: nucleus; transcription factor TFIIF complex. NCBI's taxonomy places the organism in Eukaryota, Fungi, Basidiomycota, Agaricomycetes, Agaricales, Schizophyllaceae. Gene Ontology annotation, biological process: positive regulation of transcription elongation by RNA polymerase II; transcription initiation at RNA polymerase II promoter. Gene Ontology annotation, molecular function: RNA polymerase II general transcription initiation factor activity; TFIIF-class transcription factor complex binding; DNA binding. The record is from RefSeq and is a predicted model, not a curated record. The transcript has a single exon. The coding region runs from base 180 to 1043 and encodes 287 amino acids.